Molecule: messenger RNA, 10701 nt
Organism: Mercenaria mercenaria
Lineage: Eukaryota; Metazoa; Mollusca; Bivalvia; Venerida; Veneridae
Product: lipoxygenase homology domain-containing protein 1-like
Exons: 51
Coding region: 236-8107 (2623 amino acids)
Molecular function (GO): protein binding
Source: RefSeq, a predicted model, not a curated record
UGAUUCUCAGGCUUAUACAUGUUUCAGUAGUUUUCAUGGUGUAAUAUCAUGCUGUUUAUACCAUUUAAUCAAUACAACUCGUUCUGCUAAAUUGACUUUUGACUUGCAAUUUAAUGUGUCUUGCUCAAAGGACAUAAUUCAAUUAGGGUAUGUGUUACUGAGAAUAAUUAAAACAAACAGUGAGUGAUAGCAUGGAAUUAUUAUUGAUUUGAUCCGUCAGUAUUAAGAUACCAAGAUGUCAUACAUGUCCCAGCCUAACACCAACAGUGAGGCGGUGAAGCGAUGUCUCAACAUUCCUAUACAGCCAAUGUCCAGUCAGAUAGCAAGGCCAGUCCCGCCACAGAAACCUUUACAACCAAAACCACCCUAUGCGCUGGAAAGCCAUCACAAUGCUGCAAAACCAGCUAGACCUUACUCAGCUCCACAGAGAAGAAUUACUGCACCUGGCUAUUCUGAAGCAUGGAGAUCAUCUAACCAUGUAGAAAACCGUAUGCCAGCACGCUCGCGCAGUUACUAUGUCAAUAACGAGUAUCCAAAGUCUCAUCCCUAUGCCUCUCGUCAAAGAGAAGGUUUUGUACGAAAGACAUUGGGAUACCCAGAAGUUCAGAGGGGUCAAAGUUAUCCCAUUCCUCCAUAUGACCCUCUUGGUGAUCCACAUCUUACGGAAUAUUUCGAGCGCAGAUUUGGUGCUAUACAGUCAGUUGCUAGGAGAAGAGGUGGAAGUCGUCCAUCAAGUGCCCCCAGCUCAAGAUACACCACAACAGGGUCAGGGAAGAAGAUAAGGGCAGAUGGUGGAGAAGGUCCCAUACUUUAUAAGGUGUUUGUCACCACAGCUGACAAAAAGGGUGCCAGUACAGAUGCUAAGGUUUUCUUAUCACUAAAAGGAACAAAAGCAAAGAUAACUCGGACUCGGCUCACUAAAAAGGCAGGGUCUGUGAAGUCAAAUAAGAGAGUGUCAUUUAAGUUCUCAAAGGGUACCACUCAUAUGUUUAAGAUACGAGGACCAGAGUUAGGCGAUAUUAAAUCUCUAGUCAUGGAGCAUGAUGGUAUAAAGAAGGAAGAUGGCUGGUUUCUACAGGAAGUUGAAAUUGUCAACACGAAGAGAAAAAAGUCCUGGCUCUUCAUGUGUAACAACUGGUUGUCACUGUAUCAUGGUGAUGGACAUUCCAAACGAGAGUUCUUUCCACAUCUUGGCUCAAAGACAGAUUAUGAAAUUGUUGUUGUUACUGGUGACAUACUCAAUGCAGGCACAGACUCUAAUGUGUUUAUUACCAUAUAUGGAAAAACUGGAGCAACAACUAAAACACAUUUAAAAAGUGUGAAAAGUAAACUACCAUUUCAGCAGGGAACUAGUAAUUUGUUCAAAAUUCAUUCAAACUGUGUUGGACCUCUUACAAAAAUCAAAAUAGAGCAUGAUAAUGUUGGAUUUGCACCAGGAUGGUUCUUGGAGAGGGUGGUUGUUACAGACUUGUUACAUCCAAAAUGGAAGUACUACUUCCCAUGUAAUCAGUGGUUAGCUAAAGAUGAAGGGGAUGGUGCCAUAUGUAGGACGUUGCUAGGCAGUCGUGAUCCUUUCGCUGUCAGAAAAGAUACCAAAUACAAGGUGACAGUGUAUACAGGUAACAAAAAAGGGGCAGGAACUGAUGCCAAUGUCUACAUUAUCCUGUUUGGUGAAAAUGGUGACUCAAGUGAGAAAUAUCUGGAUGAUUCUAGGAACAACUUUGAAAGAGGACAGACAGAUGAAUUUGUAAUUGAAUGUCCUUGCCUCGGUCGACUUGACAGGCUCAGAAUAGGUCAUGAUAACUCUGGAUUCGGACCAGGCUGGUACCUUGAUAAGGUGAUAGUGGAUGACCUUGACAAUUCUAUCACAUAUGAGUUUCCAUGUAGUCGCUGGCUGGCUUUAGACGAGGAUGAUGGACUUAUUUUCCGAGAUCUUGUAGCGGGUGUUGGUGCUUCAGAUGCUUAUACUGGAAAAGGACUGGUCAAGAGAGGUUUUCCUUAUGUGAUCAGUGUUGUCACGGGAGACAGACAGAAUGCUGGCACUGACGCCAACGUCUUUGUUGUCCUUCACAAUGGGAAAAAGAAGUUGGACAGUGGAAAAGUGUGGUUAUCAGAUGGCAAAUUCAAACGCGGGAUGACCCAGAUUUUCCAUAUCAACCUACAAGUGAUGCUGAGCCCUCUAACUAGUUUAGAAAUUGGGCACGAUGACAGCGGGGCGGCUCCUGGCUGGCACUGUGACCAGGUCAUUGUGUACUGCCCAAAUACAGGAAUUGAACAAUAUUUUCCUUGUCAUAAAUGGUUUUCAACGUCAGAGGGUGAUGGUCUCAUACAAAGGACAUUGUAUGAAAAUACAGGCCUGAGGAAAAAGAAAGAUAAAAAAAAUACAUGGAAUGUUUUGGUGAGGACAAGUGACGUAAAGAAUGCAGGAACAGAUGCAAAUGUUGGCAUUUGUCUGUAUGGCAAAAAAGGCAAGUCUGAUGAAAUCAUCCUUGACAACAAGGGAGAUAACUUUGAGAAAGGUCAAAUGGAUCAUUUUAAGGUCAAUAUAGAAGAAGUUGGGACUCCUUACAAACUGAGAGUGUACCAUGACAACACUGGAAGGGCAGCUGGCUGGCAUCUUGAGAAGAUUGAAUUGGAGAUGUUGGGAUCAGGUGACAGAUACUCUUUUGUUUGUAACCGUUGGUUGGCAGAAGAUGAGGAAGAUAGAAGCACCGUGCGUGAGAUUCCUGCUAAAGGCCCUGGCAUUAAAAACCCUCUCCCAUUGGACAAAUACCUGGUUCAAGUCUAUACAGGCUCUCGCAGUAUGGCUGGAACAGACGCCAAUGUUUACAUCAAUAUUUUCGGAGAGAGGGGUGACACUGGUGUAAGGGCUCUCAGGAAGUCACAAAAUGUAAACAAGUUUGAAAAGGGAAAGAUGGAUGAAUUUGAGAUAGAAGCUGUUUCAGUCCUGAAACUGACCAAGAUCAGAAUAGGGCAUGAUGGGAAAGGUAUUGGAGCUGGCUGGUUCCUUGAUAAGGUGGUUGUGAAACAGGUCGGCGAGAAGAAAUAUGAUCAGGAAUUUGUUUGUCAGAGAUGGCUUGCUGAAGAUCAAGAUGAUGGGUUGAUAGAAAGGGAGAUUACUGCAUCAGGAGCUCAAAUGCUUUCAACCACAUCCUACCAUAUCCAUGUUAAAACUGGAGAUGUUUCUGGAGCUGGUACUGAUGCCAAUGUCUACCUCAUCAUCUACGGAGCCAAGGGUGACACCGGUCAGCUCAUGCUGAGGCAAUCAGCAAGCUUCAAGAACAAGUUUGAGCGUGGCAAGACAGAUGUGUUCAAAAUUGAGGCAACUGAUAUUGGACAGAUAAAACGUAUCAAAGUUGGUCAUGAUGGAACUAAUAUUGGAGCUGGCUGGUUCCUUGAUGAUGUCAAGAUACUGGUUCCAUCUCGCGGGGAACAGUAUGUUUUCGCUUGUCAUAGAUGGCUGGCCAAGGAUGAGGCAGAUGGACAGCUAGAAAUUGAGAUGGACGCUUCAUACAAAGAAGAUAUGGAAAAAACUAUUCCGUAUGAAGUUACAAUAUGGACAGGGGACAAGUCAGGUGCUGGAACGGAUGCUAACGUUUUCCUACAGAUCUAUGGAACUGACGGAAAAACUGAAACAUACAAUCUCCGUAAUAAAACAGAUAACUUUGAAAAAGGAAUGUGUGAUAAAUUUAAGAUUGAAGCAGCAGAUAUUGGCAGAAUUCAGAAAGUGCGGAUAGGUCAUGACGGUACUGGUACAUUUUCUGGCUGGUACUUGGAUAAGAUGCUCAUUCAAAGAAAACCUCGUAAAGGCACGAAGAAAUUCCGCAGGCGCUCUAUCUCCUCAGCUCGUGAUAGAGACAGAGAUCGAGACAGUUACAGAGAUAGAGAUGGUUAUAGAGAUAGAGACAGAGAUCGAGACAGUUACAGAGAUAGAGAUAGAGACAGGCGGUCACCUAUCAUGUCACGCAUGGGAGACUUCUCAGAUUCAGAUGAUUCUGACAUUAGCAGUGUUUCUCAGUCAAGACGACGCAGAACAAAAUCCCCAAAACUGACAAAAAAGAAUCUAAAAACUGUUGCUGAGGAAUCGGAUGAGUAUGAUGGUACGGAGACUGAGGAUUACUGGUUCCUAGUGGACAAAUGGUUUGCUCGCAGUGAAGGUGACAAACAGAUUGUCAGAGAACUCAUUCCUACAGAUGAGAAGGGACGUCCAAUAAAGGGUGGCCUUGAAGAAGUAACAUACACUGUGCGAGUGUUUACUGGAGAUGAGUUUGGUGCGGGAACAGAUGCUAAUGUGUUUGUGAAUGUCUACGGUGAUAAGGGUGAUACAGGAGAAAGACAGCUCAAGGACUCCUCCACACAUACCAACAAAUUUGAACGUAAACAGGACUCUAAUUCCAACCUUUUUGAGAGAAAUCAGGAGGAUGUGUUUACUGUGAAAGCAAUAGAACUUGGUAAACUGGUCAAAUUGAAGAUCCGCCAUGACAAUUCGGGGAUAGGUGGCGCUGCAUGGUUCCUUGAUAGAGUUGAAGUGGAUGAUCCUAAAAAUAAAAAGACCUAUUUCUUCCCAUGUCAGCGAUGGUUAUCUACGAAGGCUGAUGAUGGUCAGAUAAGUCGAGAACUUGUUCCAGUUGAUGCCAGUCUGAAGAACAAACUUUCCAGGCAGGACUCAAAGGCUAUACGUAAUGAGAUUGCCUUAGAAACUAAAGCUGCGAUGCAGACGUACUAUGUGAAGGUGACUACUGGUACAGUGUGGGGAGCAGGAACAGAUGCCAAUGUCUAUAUUGUUCUGUUUGGGGACAAUGAUGAUACAGGUGUGGUAUUACUGAAGUCAUCCCGUACCCACACUAACAAGUUUGAGAAUGGAAACACGGAUGAAUUCCUUGUAGAAGCUGUAAAUAUUGGAGAACUCAAGAAAAUCAAAAUUGGUCAUGACAACAAAGGAGGAGGAGGUGCAUGGUUUCUGGACAAGGUUGCCAUAGAGUGUCCAUCACUGGGUAGAAACUGGACAUUCCCUGCUAACAGAUGGCUUGCCAAAAACAAGGGAGAUAACCAACUGGAGGUGGAAUUGUUCCCACAGGACCUAGCUACAGAAGAAUACCUCAAAUGUAUACCUUAUGAAAUUGUCACGUACACCUCAGACGUGAGUUCAGCCGGAACUUCAGCAAAUGUAUAUAUACAGUUGUAUGGUAAAGAGAUUUGCACCCAACAGAAAGAUCUGUGUGUCAGCAAACUGGACAGGAAAGACAAAUUCAAAAGAAAAUCUGUUGAUACUCACGUACUAGAGUUGGAAGAUGUGGGAGAUACAAUAGAAAAGAUUCGUAUUGGCCACGACAAUUCUGGUAUGACUCCUGGAUGGCAUUUAGACAAGGUUACCAUAAGAAGACUACAUGAGUCUGGAAAGGAUGAUAUGGAUGAUUAUUAUGAUGAUGAACCCACGGGAUCUAUCACCUACAUUUUCCCAUGCAAGAGAUGGUUGGCACGUGAUGAGGAGGACAAUGCUAUAGAACGGGAACUAGUCGCUGAAAAAGCUAUACAGGAAGUGAUUAAGAAUGGUGAAGUUCAGAGUAAAGAAGUGAGGAUACGAGAUAAACUGGAGAAGAAGAUAUACACAGUGAAUGUGAAGACAGGAGACAAGUCAGGUUGUGGCACAAACGCUAAUGUAUUUCUCACUGUUGUUGGAGAUAGAGGUGAUACUGGAGAGAGAAAGCUGGCCAAGUCAGAAACUAACUUUGACAAGUUUGAGAAAAACCAGAUUGAUGUAUUCAAGUUGGAAGCAGCAGAUCUUGGCAGGAUAUAUAAGAUUCGUAUUCGGCAUGACAACUCAGGAUUUAGCCCAGCAUGGUACCUCGACCAUGUGGAGAUUGUAGACAGCUCGGAUAAUGACACUUACAUGUUCCAUUGUGAAAGAUGGCUGGCCAAGAACAAAGAUGACAUGAAAAUUGAGAGAUCUUUCUAUGUGAAGGGUUAUGAUGGAGAGAUGUCAAGUACAGGAACUCUUCGAUCAACAAAAUAUGGCUCCAUAGCAAGUCUUGACUCACUACGCAGCACUGAUCCAUUCUCAAAGAGUCCAAAAUUGUCACGGAAACAACUGUCAAUGGAAGAUAUACCUGAAGGACCAACUAUACCAUACACUGUGAGGGUUUCUACGGGAGACGGGGAGGACAAUGGUACAUCAAGUAAUGUAUGGAUCAUGAUACUUGGUCCAAGAAAGAAAUCAACAGGACGUCUUUUCCUCGAACUUGCACAGAAAAACACAUUUGCUCGUGGCUCAACAGAAAUUUUCUCCAUUGAGGCGGUGGACAUUGAUGAAGUCAAGAAAAUUGAGGUUGGACACGACGGUACAGCACCAGGUACUGGGUGGUUUGUGAAGCAGGUUGAGGUAGAUAUGCCAACUAAAGGCAAACAUUACACGUUUGCAUGUAGACAGUGGUUAGCACGGGACAAGGGUGAUGGCAAGACAAGUAGAAUAUUCAGCGUAGAUGAUGGAAUCAGCUCUAUGUCCUCAUACAAACCAAUGAUUCCCUAUGAGAUGACAGUGUACACAGGAGAUGUGGAAGAAGCAGGAACUGAUCAGAAAAUUACAAUGACUGUGUUUGGUGAAAAGGGUACAACUACACCACAGGUGCUUGAAAAUGCUGGUGACAGGUUCGAGCGAGACCGGGCUGACUUCAUAAAGCUUGAGCUUGAAGAUGUGGCUCCUGUCAAGAAAAUGAGAAUUGAAUGUGACGGCAAAGGCAGUCGACCAGACUGGUACUUGGAAAAGAUUGAGUUACGCAACAUGUCUACUGGUGUAUUGUCAGUGUUUGACUGUAAGGGUUGGCUCAGUAAAGCUAAGGGAGUGCUGUCUAGAGAUAUGCCAGCUAGAGAAGGCAGAAAGAUCAUGGUUGACAAAACAAACUAUAAGAUAAAUGUGAAGACGUCAAAUGUGAAAGGUGCAGGAACUGAUGCUAAUGUUUAUGUCACGCUAUUUGGAGACAACGGAGAUUCCGGGCCUCUUCAUUUAAAGAAAUCUGAGACAUUUAAAGAUCCAUUUGAGAAUGACCAGAUGGAUGUGUUUUUAUUCAAUGAUAUUCUAAGUCUCGGUGAACUAUCCAAGUGUCGAGUCUGGCAUGAUAAUAAAGGUUCCAUACCAGGAUUUGGAGCAGCCUGGCACCUGGCUUACAUAGAGGUUGAAGACAUAGGAACCAGGAAAUCAUACACAUUCCAUUGUAACAAAUGGUUGUCCAAGUCCGAAGAUGAUAAACAAAUACUGCGAGAACUUACAUGCAGCACAGCAGCAAAGGGCGGAACUCCCGACAUGAAAGAUAAAUCUAGUUAUGAGAUAGAGGUGAAGACAUCUGAUAAGAAAGAAGGGGGUACAAUACAUAAUGGCUGGAUUAUACUGGAAGGGAAGAAGCGGACUUCUAAAAUUUUCAGACUAGAAAAUAGUGCCACAAAUAAAAUAUUACGCAAGGGUAAUGUUGAUCACUUCACAUUCCCAUCUGCCCCACUGGGAGAGUUAGAGAGAUGCAUUGUGGGAGCAUUUGAACGUGAAGAUCGUCCUCUAGGUGAUGCUGAAGGCAGAGAAGCAGAAUGGCAUUGCUUUGAGAUCAGUGUAACUGAUGCUGCAAAAGGCAAAAAGUAUAUAUUCCCAUGUAAAGAAUGGAUACAAAUCAAGGAGAGGAUAAAUAAGAGAUAUGGCAAGUCUCUUGAUGUGAAGAAAGUCGAAGAAAGUCAGACCUCUAUAGUUAGAACACUGGCAAGUAUCAAGUAUGAGAUAAUAGUGUACACAGGUGACAAGUUUGGUGCAGGUACAAAUGCCAACGUUUAUGUAACAUUGUAUGGUGAGCACGGAGAUACAGGAAAACGUGCCCUCACACAGUCCAUGAGAGAUCUGUUUGAACGCAAACAAGUGGACAAGUUCACUAUAGAAGCCGUUGAUCUAGGAAAAUUGACCAAGAUACAUGUGGAACAUGACAAUAGUGGAUGGAGACCAAAAUGGUACUUGGAUCGUAUUGAGGUGUUAAAUACAGUCAAUAAUGACUUGACAGUUUUCCCAUGUGAACAAUGGCUGGAUAAAGAUGGCGGGGACUGCCAGAUUGAGCGAGAUCUCUAUCCAAAAGACUAAACUCUGGCUCGAUGGCUGUGCUAUAUAGACUGGAUCACAGAAAUUUUAAUCAUCUCCAUUUUUUCUUGUGCAACACUUUACACAUAUUAUAGAGAACACCAGUAACUAAAUCAAGAUAAACAGAUUUUCUAUGACACCUAACAGAUACAUUUUGUUGUACAUAGUUUUUUUUGUAAAUAUUGUAGCAUAUUUGUGUUUAUAAGUGCUGGUAAAUAGACAGUUUCAUAAAAAUCUUGUCAAAACCAUGAGGAGAUACACUUUUAAUUUUAUAUUUAAUGUCCUAGUUUUUUUUAUCUAUUUACAGUUUACAUAUUUGUAUAAUUAUGAAAUGCAUUUUGCUGAGCUUUUAUCAUUUUAUUCUAUGUGAUGUUUUUCUCCCACCAACUGGACCAUUGGCAGCUUUUAUUGUCUUCUAUUAAAGCUAUAAUUAUUUGCAAAAUGACUUUUUAGUUCUACCCUUUUUAAAAUUUUCUCACUUAACACUAUGUUGGAUGUAGUCAGAACCUGUAAAUGUAUAUAAACGUUAAGUAGGUACCAGGUUUAACUUUUAACCCUUAUCAUGCUGGACACGAUUGAUUCUGCCUUUGCGACCAGUGCAGAUCAUGAUCAGCCUGCACAUCCAUGCAGUCUGAUCAAGAUCUGCACUGUUCACUAUUCAAUCGGUACGUUUUUGGUAAUCACCCCUUUUAACAGUUAAUGGUACUGUCCAAAUUGAAAGCUGGACAAGUUCAUUAUAGAAAUGGAGCAGGGUAAGGGGUUGCUGUUGAAGAUCAUCUUCAAGUUAAAUAUGUCCAAUCAUUCUGCUAACCUGUGAAUGAAAACAAGGUUUGUUGAGUAAGUAGUACCCACAUUAUUUAAUCCUGCAUUUCCAAUAACUAUACAUGUGCUCACAUUGAUAUUGCCUUAUCAUUUUAACAUUGUUUAUGCUCAUAUGUUUUUCUUUUUGGAAACUUGUGAUAUUGUCAGAAUUCAGUGAACUCUGAUAAAGGAAAUAUGUUAACAUGAUUUUGACACAUAGGAAAGAUAAACCAACAAAAGAAUAAGAUAAAGGUUCUAUAUUUUGUGUGAACAAUUAUUUCGUAAAUCUCUAUCUACAUUGUAGCUCCGAGUUUCCCUGAAUACAGAAUAGUUGCCUGCUAAUAGUUUGAAGUUAGGGUCGCUGAUUUUACUUAAUAAUAAGGUUUUCAGAUACGGUGCCAAAUUCAAAUUGUUUGCCAUAACUUCAACAUGAUUUUCUUACAUUGGCAGCAGAAAUUGACAUUGUUUCUUUGUUUUGUUUAUUAUAGAUGGUCAAACUAGCUGUGAUAUUUGUAUAGAUGUACAUUCAUGUAUUUUAUUUAUUUAACUCAUUUUAUAAAUAAAAAAACUAUCAUUAUAUUCUUUUUUAAACAGUUCAUCCCUAUCACCUUAAUAACUUACUUCUAAUUGUAUUUUGUAUUUAUGUCAUUUACAGUUACACUAUUUGUACAUAAUGUAAUUAUUUUUUUGUGAACUCGUGUAUAGUCUCGUAUGAAGUCCAAUAAAACUGUAUUUUAGGCAGAUUUGCUGGAAUUAUUUUAACACAGAACCUUCUUACGGACAGAUUUAUACAUAAUGUAUUUUAUCAAAUGUUCGAUACAUUCCUACAUAUAUGGCCAACUUCUACAUUUGUACCGACAUGCAUGUUAAUACCUGUAGUCUAGUCUUUUAUACUUACAUUCCAUUGUAUCGUUGUAUACAUACACAUCUGUGAUAGACAAUAUAAUCCCACCAGACAACCAUUCUUAUAGUUAAUGAAAUAUGUUAACUGGUCAAAUGACACAAACUUUAUUUUUUUGUAAUGACAGAAAUAUUGUAGAUAUGGUGUUGAACUUCUUGAAGAAGAAACAGCAGAGGAGGGUGGAGUGGGGGGUAUUUCUUUCACUGAAUAUUGGGUUUCUUUUAGCCGUGAUGGAACUAUCCGUAAUACACAGAAGAAAGUCUUUUUUCAUGAGAGUAUAAUAUAAUUUAGGACAAUCUAAUAAAUUGCAUGUGUGAUAAAAAUGAACAAUCCCUGUCCAGUUCAGUUUAAACAAGUCUUGUACUGUGCAGAUGAAACCAGUUUCUUUUGAUGUAAAUAUUUGUACUUUUUCUUAUUUUAUUUCAAUGUACCCAUUAUACCAACGGUGUUUGAAACUUGCAGAUUUAUCUUUCUGAGCGAUUAACCACAGAAAAUAUAAUUUCCAUAAUACAACUCAAGAACACCCCUUUUAACACUAUUGUCAUUUACAAUAUGUCAAACAUUUUUACAGAUAUUUACUGUAGAUAUGUAGGUUCAUUAGUUAUAUUUUGUUCACUUGUUUAUAUGUCCCAUCCAUUAUUAAAAACAAUCAUACAUUUAAAUCUAUCAUUAAUUUCGAAUCAACAGUGUAUAUUUGUGAUACAAAAUGUAUUUGUCCAGUCCCGCGCUGCAUUUUGCUGGCUGUACUGUUGUACUUAAUUAUAUUAUUUAUAAACCAUUUUAGUUACACCUGGAUUUUAGGGAAAAUUGUACUUUGAUAUUUGUUUCAUAUUCUUAUUCUUGUUAGCAAAUUCUGUAUCUGUUGAAAAACUAGAAAUAAAGUCUUUAAAUUCAA